UCGUCGCUGUCGGUCGUGUAUUUUGGAAUGUUUGCUCCACCAUCAUCAUCAGCUCAGAAGUAACGCGAAGAUUGGUCGGAUUGAUUGUCACUUUGCUGAAAGAGUUGGAUCGCGGUUUGUAAAAAAAGCAAAACGGCAUUGAUGGUGGUUGCUGUGUAGGACAAAUUUCUUCCUAUAGUGGUUAUCGCCGUGGGGAGUUUUUUGGGGAGCUUCCUUGUUCCUUGUGGCCUGGGGAAGCGCAGUGGCUCUCGAUUCCCUUGCUAACUUUUUCAAACUAGUAAUCUGAAAAUUUUACGUCAUAAAAGUGUUUCGUGUGCGAGAAAAAAUAGAAGGUGAAAACCAGCAGUCGAUUGCGGAAGUGGUGAGAUUUUUGGUGCUUGGAAGAAGGCUUGAGGAAUAUUUUCAUCGGUGUUGGCAAGUGAAAUAAUCGAUCUGUGUCCUCCAGUUCUCGUAAAAAGGAAUAUCAAUAGUAACGUGCACAUCCGGGUGGAAUAGCUCCCGGACUGUCCCCCAUAAUCAGAAUGCCCAAGGAACCACCUUCACUGUAUCAACAAUGUCUGCAGGGAUACGUGAAAAAUCUCAACCUGAAUGUGACCAGCUUGGACCGGAUAGCGGACCUGAGGUUGCUCCCGACAAGCGUUCUGGCCAACAUCUAUGAACAGAUGUGCAACUUCGAGUCCCUCAAGGAUGUGCUGCUGGUGCAGCUCUGCGAGCUGGACGUCUUCCAGAGGCUGAUCAAGCAGACGGCCCUCAAACAAACGAUGUUCAAAUGCGUUCAAACUUUAAUGACAGCACGACGCCCAAUCGUCACAGAACUACGUACCAUAUUCUGUCGCACUACCACCGUGUACUUUCUGCAGCAUCCGGACAUUGCCCUGGUCAAACAGUGCAGUUUGGAGCGGUUGAUCAGGGCCUCCGGAACUGUCUGCUCGCUGCCGGAGCUUGAAGCGGUCGCAGAAACCUCCUCGACUUCUGCCUCGCACAAGAACAUACAGUUUGUCGUUAGAUUCCUGGAGCAAAUCGACAACGGCAUCCGGUUAGGCUCGUUCCUGUCCGAGUCCGGCUGGAUCGAGGAAUCGUUGCACGUGUUCAACAUUACGCUGGCCAUGAUAGAAGAACUGCGAUUCGGCUACCAGCGGUACCUGAUCGAACUUAACUGUUUGCAAAAACUUCUCAGUGCACAAACCGUAUUCUGUUGCUUUAAGGAGGCAAAUAUUUCCUGUGUGCAGGCACUCAACAUCAUAGAUAUGUUGACGCAUCAACAGCAACAGAAAAGGCGCUCCAAACAGCAGCAACAGCAGACCUCCAACUUCAGUUGUGUUUGCUUCAAACAGCAGCAGCAGCAGCUUCAACCCCCGUCGUACGCUGCCGGGGACCUAGAUAGCCUUAGUAGUAUCCCGAACAGUCUGCUGGCCAAUAUCUAUCAGCAGAUUUCAGUGUUGCAUUUCUACCGGAGCGAGUACGAUCUGAGCUACAAGUGGGCCAUCCGAGCGCUGAAGCAUAUUAACAAGCACACCCCGGAUAAAGUCGUCGUUGACGUGCUGCGACAGGUGGCCAAAAGCUGCGUAGCUAAACGCCAGUUCCAGUCGGCCAGCAUGCUCAUCAAACAGGCCGUAUGUCGGGCUCGAGCCAGCUUCGGGACCAGCCAUCAGAAAUACGCCGACGCACUGCUCGACUACGGGUUCUUCCUGCUGAACGUUGACUCGAUCGCCAAUAGCGUAGCGAUGUACACCGAAGCGCACGAAAUCCUGUGCGGAAUAUUUGGGUCCCGGAACCUGCAUGUAGCCGUUGCCCACGAAGACCUCGCCUACUGUUUGUAUGUGCUCGAAUACAGCUCCGGCAAGUUUGAUUCGGCUACGGCCAACAUUGACCGAGCGAUAGACAUCAUGAAGGAACUGGUACCCAGCAAUCACCUGAUGUUGGCCUCGGCCAAGCGCGUCAAAGCCUUAAUCCUCGAAGAAAUAGCCCUGGACACAAUGGCCGCCGUCACUGAUUACAAUCGGUGCAAAAGUCUCCUGGAGGAAUCGGAGUUGUUGCACCACUCGGCCCUCAAUCUAUCGCUGGAAGCUUUCGGCGAAAUCAACGUUCAAACGGCCAAACACUACGGUAAUUUGGGGCGAUUGUACCAAUCGAUGGGCAAGUUCGACGAAGCCGAACAGAUGCACAAACGAGCGAUCGAAAUCAAAACCCUGCUGCUAGGACCGUACGACUACGAGGUGGGCCUGUCGAUUGGGCAUUUGGCCUCGCUUUACAACUACCACAUGCAGAAACACCAGGAAGCUGAAGAGCUUUAUAUCAAGAGUAUCGAAAUCAGCUUGCGGCUGUUUGGAGAAUCGUACUCGGGGUUGGAGUAUGACUACCGCGGCCUGAUACAUUUCUACGAGAUUACCGGAGAUCGGGCGCAGUACGACCACUACAACAACGUUCUGGAGGACUGGCGGGUGCUGCGCGAGGAAAAUCAAGCUGUGAGGAACAACUUCCCCGCCGAGCUGACCGAGGACACCUCGAUGGAAGAGGUGACGCGGAAGUUCUUCGAAAUGUGUUCCAGCAAUGGUGUUGGCUGCGUGAACGACGCCUUUGAGGGUGCCUCUGUCGUCGACGAGCUAGCCGAGGGAGGCGCGGAUGUCUCCUCGGAAGCUGCCGGAAAAGAUGGUUCGAUCGAAGAUCAGGCUCCGAGUCCUUGUUGCAGUAAUGGUAGUUGUGGCAACAGCAGCAGCAGUAGUGAUAGUAGUUGUAGUAGCAACGAUGAAUUCGUUAGCGUAGAAAACAGUGAUAAUUGCCUAGAUCAUCCGUACCUAUCCGUGUCCGAAACGGUGGCAGAGGAAGCGCCGUCGCUCAAUCCCAGCGGCAGUCCAAUUGUGAUCGAUGAACAGCUGGUUAGGAAUACGUGAGUCUCUUAGAAACAUUUCCCGUGCAAUUUGGUUCGAAAAUGCUCGAAUAGGAUUUCAAAACCUUUGGUUCGAAACUAAAAUUUGUCAAAAAAGAAGAUGAAAAAAGCACAAAUAUUGAAAAACAUGCAACAACCACCCAUCGGUUUAUUUAGCAUAAUUAUCGUGCCUAAUUUGAGCUUGCUGUUUAAAAAUUUUAUUGAAAAGAUGCUUCAGAAGUUUUGGAGGAAAACUGAAAUCAGAAAUCAAAUACCCUAAACUUAAACAACUAUCUAUUUCAUGGUUUGUUCCACAGAAAGGGUAGAAAUUUUAACUCAAAUUCAGCUCCUCAUAUAAUUUGCAGUAGAUAACUUUUUUUUAAUUAAAAAAUACUAUAAAACGAAUGUUAAAAAAUCGGGUAUAAUCGUCGCUGUACACCUUGUGAUCGUAAAAUUUGUGAAUGUAAAAAUCGAUUUCAAACUAACCUUGGAUAAGCUUACUUCUUUUUCUCGAAUUUAUUGCUCUCGCUUAAUUUGUGCGCUUGUUAACGCAUAUGUUGCGUCCCUCAAGACAACUCUGCUGCUACUAGCUAUCUAUUCACUAUCAACAACUAUUAUUCUGUGAGACACCUGCAAAAGCAAGAUUACUACUGAAGAUCGAAAAUGAAUUUUAUGAAGUU
Uranotaenia lowii is the source of this 3546-nucleotide messenger RNA. It is a transcript of the gene Pat1, whose product is annotated as amyloid protein-binding protein 2. Gene Ontology annotation, biological process: intracellular protein transport. The record is from RefSeq and is a predicted model, not a curated record. NCBI's taxonomy places the organism in Eukaryota, Metazoa, Arthropoda, Insecta, Diptera, Culicidae. Gene Ontology annotation, molecular function: protein binding. The coding region runs from base 522 to 2891 and encodes 789 amino acids. The transcript is spliced from 5 exons.